UUCUCUGAACAUAAAAUGCACAUAAUGCCUCCAUCGUUAAGACUUUGACAGCUGCUUGUCUCAUCUCCCCGACCGACCUGCGCCGGUGGACUGAUUCUUGAUAGAAGAACACAAUGAUUGGCCACGGUCUGGUCGGUUACAAAAAUGUUUCUCUGGGAGUCUGACAGCGCGACCGUCACGAACGACAACAAAGUUGUCGUCUAGCCGAGUCAUGUGGACAAAGCCAUAAGACAUACUCUGAGAGCCCCGCCCCCCUUCAUCCCCCAGACACCGCCUGAACACACGCCCCUGUCUGGGCGGUUUGAGCGGGCUUUGUGUGUAUGGGGGUGGGGGUAGGGGUUCAACAGCUACAUCUUAGCAACAGUGGCUUAGUCAUGUUGCCACACAGCCCCCUUUUUUAUUAAAUGCAGCCCGUUGCCCCUCCCCUAAUCUCCUCCCAGUUUGUUCCUCUGCUUUAUCCAAAUGACCUUUUCUGGGACUGCUUUUUAAAUUAAUUAAUUAAUUUAUUUAUUUAAGUCUCUUACUUGUCUCCGUUGUGCACUGAUUUCCAUGGGCAUGAAUGAAUGUCAUCUUUCGUCGCCCAUAACGUCCCGUUUUUUCCAUCCAGUUUUCAACCAGUGGGUCCACCGCACACUCACAUGCAAACCAUACCAGUCAAAAUAAGUAUCAGGACAUUAAAAGCCAAAAGUUUAAUUUGCGAACGGGGAGGUGAGUUCUUUCCUUCUGCCCGAAUGUAAAGAGCUUGAUGUUCUUUCUUUCUUUCUUUUUUAAUGGUUCAUACUAUGCACUCCGUGAGCCACCACCUGACUGUGGUGGAGGGGUUUGUGUGUCCCAAUUAUUCUAGGAGCUAAGUUGUCUGGGGCUUUAUUUAUGCCCAUGGCAAACAGGUCCUAGAUGAGGGACCAGACAAAGCACGAUUCAUAUGACCUUUUCUGAUUAAUAACACAAAAGGACUUAGUUUUCCCUUGGCCGAAUACGGGUCAAUGAGAUUGAUUGAGCUGCUGCUAACCUUAGCAAGGAGUCCUAUUGGACCUUUAUGGCCUUUGGGACUUGGAGGCAGCCGAUAGAUGCUGACUGGCCAAGCGGAACGUAGCAUCGACCGUCACCGAGGCAAAGACUCAGGGGAGGACUUCGGUGACACCAAUUUCCUGACGGCUUUGAGGAAAUUCUGGUCUAACAUCCGGCAUCUCAGCAGACAUAAGCAGUGCACCGUUAACAUUGUGUAUAGUUAAGAUGGGACGCUGCUGACUGCGACUCGGGACGUUGUGAAUCGGUGGGGAAAAUAUUUUGAAGACCUUGUCAAUUCCACUGACCUGCCUUACUGAGAGGAAUCAGAGUCUGGAGACUCUGACUUGGGCUCUCCUAUCUCUGGAGUUGAAGUCACCAAGGUGGUUAAAAAGCUCUUCAGUGGCAUAGCCCACCACGGGGUGGAUGAGAACCACUAGGAGUUUCUUAAGGUUCUCUAUGUUGUGGGGCUGUCCUGUUUGACACGCCUAAACAACAUCACAUGGACAUCAGGGACAGCGCCGCUGGCUUGGUAGACCAGGGUCGUGGUCCCUCUUUUAAAGAAGGGGGACUGGAGAGUGUUCACCCGCAGUUCAUUUCUGUUAGUGUCGGACACAUUUUUUCUUUACGUUCUGAGCGUGUCUUUUUCACUGAACAAAAUGCCACAGUGCUUCAAAGUUAGUGACACUCUUUAACUGUAGGGCUAGCCCUGUUGACAUGACCAGUUCUUUCACUUCUUCUUCUUCAGGCAUCAAUGACUCCAGGAUUGAGGUGGCUAGACUUUACCGGAUGUCCGAGAAAGCUCUAUGGGCCAGAAGAAUCAUGCGGAAGCAGGACCUGGCCGCAUCCUCGACUUGGGGCUUGAGUAUCUCCAUGUAGCAGGGGCUGACCGUCAGGCUGGCAGCGCUGACGAGCCUCCUGCCAUGGAGGGGCAGGGGGACGCUGGUACCACCCCAACUCCCCUUGCAGCCGUGGCAGAGGAAUAUAGCUGUUACGACAGAGAGGGCAAGCCACGGGCUUCUCCCACUCCCCGGCUUACUGGUGACCUCAACCCCCACAGAGGAGAGAGCGGCUCAUCUCACAGCAAAAGCACCCACCAGCCGCUCUGUCGGACCCAGUGUGUGGACUUGGGGACCGAAGGACCACCCGAGCCGCCAGUCGAACUUUCAUCAGAGGGCCGACGAGACGGGCCUGCCCUGCUCCAGCAUCCACCUUUGUCUCAGGAAAACCCCUCCAAUUCUGGGCCCGCACCCGACGAGCAAUAUCAGGCCAAACUGGGAUUUGCGCUCAAACUGGGCUAUUCCGAGGAGACGGUGCGGCUGGUACUCUCCAAGCUGGGACCGCGCACUUUGAUCAACGACAUCCUGGGAGAGCUGGUCAAACGGGGCUCUAAAGAUGGCGAGCAACCAGUCGGGUCGUCUGCCUCCACUUCGACGUCGUCGUCCUCUUGUUCCUCUUACAGUUCCUCCGAUUUGCCAGCAGCUCUGGGAUUGGACUCACCGUGCCUGCCAGACCCUUUGUGUGACCAAGAAAUCCUGCGGCCUGUCGUGGUGGACGGUAGUAAUGUGGCCAUGAGCCACGGCAACAAGGAGGUGUUCUCCUGCCAGGGAAUCCAGCUGGCUGUUGACUGGUUUUUAGAACGUGGCCACCACGAUGUCACCGUUUUCGUUCCAGCAUGGAGGAAGGAGCAGUCUCGGCCGGACGCCCCAAUAACAGACCAAGAGAUCCUGCGGCGUCUGGAGAAGGAGAAGAUCCUUGUGUUCACUCCUUCACGCCGCGUGCAAGGUCGGCGUGUGGUCUGUUACGAUGACCGCUUUAUCGUCAAGCUAGCUUACGAGUCGGACGGCAUCAUCGUGUCAAACGACAACUACAGAGACCUCGCCAAUGAGAAACCUGAGUGGAAGAAGUUCAUCGACGAGCGACUACUCAUGUACUCCUUUGUCAAUGACAAAUUCAUGCCACCAGAUGACCCACUCGGCCGACACGGUCCCAGCUUGGACAACUUCUUGAGGAAAAGACCUGUGAUGCCCGAGCAGAAAAAACAGCCUUGUCCGUAUGGAAAGAAGUGCACUUAUGGCCACAAAUGUAAGUACUACCACCCGGAGAGAGGCGCUCAGCCGCAACGCGCUGUGGCCGAUGAGCUGCGGGCCAGCGCUAAGACCUGCGUUGCCACCAAGAACCAGGGCGACACCGGGCUGGUGAAGAGCCACAGCAUGCCAGCUCGCAGCAUCGAGGCAAAGAAAGGUGUGGCAAAACGGCAGUCUGACCCUGGUGUCCGAGCUCUGUCGUACAGCGACGCAGAGGAGAAACUGGCAGCGAAAGACAGGACAGAAAGUCAGAGGACCGGCGUAUCAGGCGCUGUCGGUAAUUGCACCGGGACCGCAAGCAUGUCCACCGUCCUCCCGGGAGGUCAGCCCCCCGGCGCUCAGCAGGACCAACAGUCCCGAGCAGGCACCCCUCAGUGUGUCCCUCCAGCCCCCAGUCAUGACCUCUACCCACACUGUGAGUCCCCAGACCUGAGCUGCUACUCGGCGGCGCACGCCUACAGCAACCUGCGCAUCUCAUCCAGGCAGAGCCCAGACAGUCGCAACCCCCAGGACGGGGAUCUCAGGCUGGGCUCCAUAGGAUCGGCCGGCUCCGAAUGCGGCAGUGAAAGCAGCAGCUGCGACUCGUACAGCGAGCGGCCGUGUCACGCUUGCCAGGAUAGCAUGGUUGAGGAUGCCGGCCAUUACGCCAACACCCACGGUCGGCUACAUUUCCGUCAAGCUGCAGGAAGCCACGAACUGUGCAGCCUUCAUUUGGCUGAUCAUACCAGUGUGCCACACAGUAAAAUGACGAACUCGGGAGUGCACGGCUAUGAUACAAGCGCAGCACCAGGCCAAAGCUGGGAUCACAGUCGGUCUCUCUACGCAUUACCCCUUCAUUUCCACCACCAGCCAUUUGCUACACGAUCGAGCUGUCCGGCCGACUACCACACACUCGCUGCGUCUAAUACCCCUGACUCUCCUCUGGGCCGCCGCGUGGCUCCUCCCAGAGCAGAGAGCGGAUCAGAAUCUCGUCUUUACGAUAAUCUGUGCAUAUUCCAACAUCACCACCGAACGAAAGCUUUGUCCACUUGGGAUACGUACUAUAGGGAGCCGCCGGCGCUUCCUCGGUACGGGCCCGGUGCCUAUCCUUGCCUGUCGGACACAUGGCAGGCAUCGUGGCACUCUCCUCAGUGGGCACAAGAUGGCUACACAUCGCGCCACUUGUCUCAUCUCUCUCUCCACACAGCUCCGUCGCACUAUUUAAGUCACCCCUCUGCUCAAUCUUCUCUCCCACCCCACCUCGCCCCGUCAUCUUACACCUCGCAGCUUCCCGAGUCCCCCGGAGAGCAGAGAGCGGAUCAGAAUCUCGUCUUUACGAUAAUCUGUGCAUAUUCCAACAUCACCACCGAACGAAAGCUUUGUCCACUUGGGAUACGUACUAUAGGGAGCCGCCGGCGCUUCCUCGGUACGGGCCCGGUGCCUAUCCUUGCCUGUCGGACACAUGGCAGGCAUCGUGGCACUCUCCUCAGUGGGCACAAGAUGGCUACACAUCGCGCCACUUGUCUCAUCUCUCUCUCCACACAGCUCCGUCGCACUAUUUAAGUCACCCCUCUGCUCAAUCUUCUCUCCCACCCCACCUCGCCCCGUCAUCUUACACCUCGCAGCUUCCCGAGUCCCCCGGCGGGGACGCGAGGGAGAAAGCGUACGCCAACCUGUGCAAUAUCUUCCCCUCUGAGCUGGUGAGUCGGGUGAUGGCCAGGAGCCCCCAUGUGACGGACCCCCAGCAGCUCGCAGCCGCCAUCCUGGCAGAGAAAGCAAAUAUGAGCUACUGAAGCAAGUUUUCAGCACUUAUGUUGGGAAUCCACCUUGAAUGAACAACAGCAAAAUGCUGAUGGAUCAGCUGUCAAGAUCUGUUUUGAUGACUAAAUCACUGAACAUGUCAGAUUUUGUGGAAAGUGUCACCAUUACUUAUUUGUUAAGCAGCACAGUGUGUGCAAGUUACGUCGAGGUUGCACACCAAAAUUAAUUUGUGUGUUUUUGGCUUUUUUUUGCGUGCUGAUGAUAGACAGCUCGUCAUCUUGUUGGAGAUGACGCAAGUGUUUUGGGCCACGUGGAGAUGGUCGAUCCUGUGGUGUGUACCUUAGUUUUAGUAAGGGACAUCUCUUUCUCAUAUUGCGCUCUCCAAGUAUACAUAUAAAUGUAUGUAUCUAUAGAU
Molecule: messenger RNA, 5247 nt
Organism: Hippocampus comes (tiger tail seahorse)
Lineage: Eukaryota; Metazoa; Chordata; Actinopteri; Syngnathiformes; Syngnathidae
Product: probable ribonuclease ZC3H12C
Exons: 5
Coding region: 1812-4634 (940 amino acids)
Cellular component (GO): cytoplasmic ribonucleoprotein granule; nucleus
Molecular function (GO): metal ion binding; RNA endonuclease activity; mRNA binding
Source: RefSeq, a predicted model, not a curated record